CCUUGACAAGUGCUUCGGGAAACACUUGAAACUUGGAUCAAUUUUCUCAUAAGGCAACAAGUUAACUUGCUCUCUUGAAAGUUGGUGGGAAGAGCUAUCAUAAGCAAAAAUUGAGCCCGAAUCGUCAUUUGCCAUUUUAAGGCUAGGACUGUAGUCCUGAAGCAUAUCAGCCACGUCCUUGAAUUGCCUAAGAUAAAGCAAAGAUCUUGCUUUGAGUUCUGGGUGGAUCUUUUAUCCAGAUAAGAAAACCACGAGGGUUGUUGGAGAGCAUUGGAGGUUGUGGCGGUGGUUAUGGUUGUUUGGGUCUAGGUUCUUUUGAUUGGGUUGGUGCGUGUUGGGUCGAUGGGGGGCUGAGCUAACCGUUGGUCAGGGGAAUCUAAUGGGUUGAUGGUUUGAAACAAAGAUGCAGAUGGGUUUUGGGUGACUGGGUGAGAUGGGUUUUCGGGUCUGUGUGAGGAAGACAUAGGGCUGGCUAUGUGAUGGUUUGAUGGUGGGGUUGGUUCACUAUGGGCGUGUUGGUAGUGGAAGAUGUGAGAGGCUACUGGGUUUGUGAGGGAAAUGGCUGAUUCGUGGAGGUAAAUAGGUGAGGGCCAGUCUUGGUGAGGGGGUUAGUUAAUGACAGUGUUGGUUUUGGUUCCAGUGGAGGUUCUGUCAAGAGAGGGACACAAUGGAAGGGGGAGAUGGCAGUGAAGAGAGACGCCGUGUGUGGUGGUCGAUUUCAGCUUUAGUGAAAAUGGAUAUUGACUCUAAGCUCGAUAACUUUGAUGUUAAGUCUGGGGAUGAGGGCUCAUCAUCAAUGCAAGUGGAUUCGAAGGGAACUGCUGAAGAAAAGGAUGAAUUAACUGACUCAAUGAAUAAAUUGAAUGUGGAAGCAUCGUCAUCUGGGCAGGCGGGAAAUUCAUUCAGAAGAAAACCAGUUAUCAUCAUCGUUGUUGGAAUGGCAGGGAGUGGAAAAACAACUUUUCUUCACAGGUUGGUUUGCCACACACAAGCUUCAAGGAUUCGUGGUUAUGUGCUCAACCUUGAUCCUGCUGUGAUGACUCUCCCCUAUGGUGCAAAUAUUGAUAUAAGGGACACCGUUAAGUACAAGGAAGUGAUGAAGCAGUUUAAUCUUGGACCAAAUGGCGGAAUCCUGACAUCUCUUAACUUGUUUGCAACAAAAUUUGACGAGGUCAUUCAAGUCAUUGAGAACCGAGCAGAUCAGCUUGAUUAUGUUCUUGUGGAUACGCCUGGUCAAAUUGAAAUAUUCACUUGGUCUGCUUCUGGAGCUAUCAUCACAGAAGCUUUUGCUUCAACCUUUCCAACUGUGGUUGCUUAUGUAGUUGACACGCCUCGUUCCUCAAGCCCAGUAACUUUCAUGAGCAAUAUGCUUUAUGCUUGCAGCAUACUCUACAAGACACGGUUGCCUCUUGUGUUGGCGUUCAACAAAACUGAUGUGGCUCAACACCAAUUUGCUUUAGAGUGGAUGGAAGAUUUUGAAGCCUUCCAAGCAGCAAUGAGGUCAGAUGAUUCAUACAUGUCUACCUUUUCUCAAAGCCUUUCCCUUGUGCUCGAUGAAUUCUACAAAAAAUUGAGAUCAGUUGGGGUCUCUGCUGUUUCUGGAGCUGGAAUGGAUGCCUUCUUUAAGGCUAUCGAAGCCAGUGCUGAGGAGUAUAUGGAAACCUACAAGUCUGAUCUUGAUAAGAGACGGGCAGAGAAGCAACAAAUGGAGGAAGAGCAGCGAAAACACAACAUGGAAAAGCUGAGGAGGGGCAUGGAACAAUCAGGGGGGCAGUCUGUUGUUUUGAGCACUGGUUUGAAGGAUAAAGGUCAGAAUGAUAACAUGGUUGAUGAGGAUGAGGACAUUGAAGAUGAUGAUUUUGAGACUUUUACUGACAAGGAAGAUGUUAUUGACGAGGAUGAAGAUGAAGAGGUGGGCAGUUUCUCCUUCUAGUGCUAAGGUUUUGCUAGCACAAGUUGGUUUAUGGGUAGGACUUUUUACAGGACUUCUAGGAAUUGGAUGCUAACUGCCAAGUACUCGUUUGAGAACCACCAAUUUGGUUGUGACUGUGGCUUAUAAGUGUUUGGUAAUGGUUUAAAAGCUGAUAUCACAACCCCUUUCAUGUGUUAUUUUCAGAAGCUACAAUUUGUAGCUUUUCAAAAGCCACAUCCACUGUUAUUUUCGGAAGCUGCAAUUUGUAGCUUAUCAAAAGCCACAUCCACUGCCCCGGCUUUCCCAAAUGGACUUAUGUUAGAUGACAUCUCGUGUGUUUUCCACGGGUAUUCUUCCCUAAAGUUGACUUCACGUAUGCGCAUGUGUUUCGAAUCAGCCAUCUGCAUCGUUGACUGCAAACUUGUUUUGACAGGUUUAAGAAAUGGUGAACGGUUUUGUCCAACCCCACCACCAUCGUUUUUCUCAGUCCUGUGCUCUCAUUGAUCCUUGUACGCAGGAGAUGGGCUGUUGCCAUACGGCCGAUUUUGUAAUUCUGUAGCAUUUGAACUCGUUAUGCCUUCCAUAUAAUGUCAAAUGCAUGGAUGGUUAACAUGUACAGAUCUCUUCCUUGGAUUUAUAGGAACGUACAUGGACUGCCCACCAAGUUAUUUGUUUGAUAUCCUAGCUGGCUUAAGUUGUGUACUCA
Populus nigra (black poplar) is the source of this 2618-nucleotide messenger RNA. Its product is annotated as GPN-loop GTPase QQT2-like. The transcript is spliced from 7 exons. The coding region runs from base 668 to 1933 and encodes 421 amino acids. Gene Ontology annotation, molecular function: GTPase activity; ATP hydrolysis activity. The record is from RefSeq and is a predicted model, not a curated record. Lineage: Eukaryota; Viridiplantae; Streptophyta; Magnoliopsida; Malpighiales; Salicaceae.